This is a messenger RNA of Magnolia sinica, 1342 nucleotides long. Its product is annotated as probable cinnamyl alcohol dehydrogenase 6. The transcript is spliced from 6 exons. The record is from RefSeq and is a predicted model, not a curated record. Lineage: Eukaryota; Viridiplantae; Streptophyta; Magnoliopsida; Magnoliales; Magnoliaceae. The coding region runs from base 81 to 1163 and encodes 360 amino acids. Gene Ontology annotation, molecular function: zinc ion binding; cinnamyl-alcohol dehydrogenase activity. Gene Ontology annotation, biological process: lignin biosynthetic process.
UACUUCCUUCCUAGCUAUCCAAAAUUUACAAGGCGUGACAAAGGAGAAGAGAUCUAGUUUAGCUUUUGGGCAAGAAAACAAUGACGCAGACCACCCCAAACCACACUCAGACCGUUGCCGGGUGGGCCGCCCACGACUCUUCGGGACACAUCAGUCCGUUCGUCUUCAAAAGAAGAGAAAACGGCAUUGAUGAUGUAACCAUCAAGAUCUUGUAUUGUGGGAUGUGUCACACGGAUCUACACCACAUAAGAAAUGACUGGGGAAUCACCAUGUAUCCUGUUGUUCCUGGGCACGAGAUCACGGGCGAGAUCACAAAAGUGGGGAGCAACGUGAGUGGAUUUAAGGUGGGAGAUAAAGUAGGAGUGGGGUGUUUGACUGCAUCAUGCCUCAAAUGCGAGUUUUGCAUGGAUUCGCAGGAGAACUACUGCGAUAACGUCCAGUUCACAUACAAUGGCGUCUUCUGGGACGGGAGCAUCACUUACGGUGGUUAUUCAGAAAUGCUGGUAGCUAACAAGAGGUACGUCGUUAAGAUUCCAGACAGCCUGCCGUUAGAUGCUGCCGCCCCACUAUUGUGCGCCGGGAUCACAGUGUUCAGCCCUAUGAAACGGCAUAACAUGCUUCAACAACCUGGAAAGAAACUUGGAGUGGUAGGGUUAGGUGGUCUGGGGCAUGUUGCAGUCAAGUUCGGGAAAGCAUUUGGGUUGCAUGUGACUGUGAUCAGCACCUCCCCAUCUAAGGAAACGGAGGCCCGAGAACGCUUGGGAGCUGAUGAUUUCCUCGUUAGCUCCAACAACGAGCAAAUGCAGGCAGGUAAAAGGAGUUUGGAUUUCAUAGUGGACACAGUAUCUGGACGACAUAACCUUGGGCCCCUCUUAGAACUACUUAAAGUAAGCGGGACCCUGGUGUUCGUGGGUGCGCCCGAUAAACCCGUCGAGCUCCCUGCUUUCCCUCUUAUAUUCGGCCAACGGGUCAUAUCAGGGAGCAUGAUCGGAGGCAUGAAGGAGACACAGGAGAUGAUGGACUUGUGUGGCAAGCACAACAUCACGUGUGACAUAGAGCUCAUCAAACCCGACUACAUAAACACGGCUCUGGAGAGGCUCACACGGAAUGAUGUGAGGUACCGCUUCGUCAUCGACAUUACUGCCAAUGAAUCUAAGCUCUAGAAUGUAGCACCCGGCAAGCUUCGCACUUAGCUUUCAUUUGUAGCAGCUUUCAGUUGUUUCGUUUGUAGCAGUUUGUGUUUCUUUUACUCAUUCCUGCAGUAGGAUUUCCGUGAGUUUAUUAUUACUCUUUAGUUUUAGUAUCAAUGAAUAAGAAGGACAUCUAAAUACUUCUUCAGUCA